This is a messenger RNA of Epinephelus lanceolatus (giant grouper), 8337 nucleotides long. RefSeq names its product chromosome 22 C4orf54 homolog (gene c22h4orf54). Lineage: Eukaryota; Metazoa; Chordata; Actinopteri; Perciformes; Serranidae. The record is from RefSeq and is a predicted model, not a curated record.
UGUCUGGAGCGCUCCCCUGUCAUCAGACUGUCUGUCCAACCGGACACGGAGCACCAUCUCUGCCCGGAGGACUGAGGAAUCCUGGGAGGCUCCGUCUCUCUGCCGUUUCUUUCAGACACCAGAUGUAAACUUAAACCUGCCGGUUCAGCUAUGAAGACAGGGCAAAGCUGUGUGGAGACACCGGCGCCUCUCCGGGAGGUCAAAGAGUUGCUCCAGAAACUGGCGCGCGGAGAAGAGGAUGUCCCGGAGAAGCAAGACGAAAGCAAAUACGUUGAUUUGGGGUUAGCGGACGUGAACACAGGCGGAGAAAAAUUGGGGAAAGACUGUCACUUUGGUGAAAAAACCCAAAUGUCUGUCCUUAUUGAGAGCAGUGGUGCCGGAGCUCUGCGCGCAAGGGAACCAAACCAUGAGCUGGCGAUUAAAACCAAUGCUGAAACUGAGAAGAACAAGGAGUCUGGAGUUGGGAAAUGUGCAGAAGAUGUCAAAGAGGGUCCCUCUGAUGCAUCAUCGUUGUCAGAUCCCCCUUGUCUUAACGCAAAAUCAGAGGAUUGCCUCCAAUCAGGAGACAAAGGAGAGCCCGCCAUGACGCAGGCCGAGGUGUCCAAAGAAGAAGACAACAACAAAAACACACCAAAAGAUAAGGAAUUACACGGUAGUGAUAACUACCUGAGCGGGGAAAGUGAGUCGGAUAAUUGUGAGGAUGAUGAUGAUGUUAGUUUGGUGCUUUCCGACGACUGCCUCCCGUGCGUAACGGAGGACGAGUCCCAUUACAUUACCACGCACGAGAUCCAGCUCUCAGAGCUCUCUGACCAUGGGGAGGAUUACGACCUCGGGGUGGGCUCCUCCACCAGCUGGGACAUUGAGGAUGACAACCAGGUGUACUCUUUUGUCGAUUACGCUUCUUUUGACGGUGAUGGAGCGGUGGGGCAGAGGGGGGGCGGCCACGAGCCUUGCUCUCAGGGCGCAACAGCAGUCAGCACUCUGCUUGAAAGUGAUCUGUGCGACGCGGCCAAGUUCACCAGCUCAGAUGAGAGUGUGUCAAAGCCCCAGCAGCAGCAGUGCAGUGGCAACAGUGCGGGACAGAUCCACCUGUCAAUCAGAACUACUUCUCGAGCUAUAAAUGACCCUAGCAACAUCCAAGAACAGGGAAAUAUCCUUUAUCAUGCCAGGCGCUCCGGAGACAUGAGCCGUUAUGUGUUUAGGGGUGUUGAUGGAAAGGCAGAGACGUUGUGUGACAGGGCGAAGUGCUUCAUAGCAGCGCCCGGACGCUUACACUUUGGCCGCAAAUUGAGGGGAAAAGAGGUCACCGAGUAUUCCAGCGGUGCGUCCAGCGCUGUCAGCGACCUGGACGACGCUGACAAGGAGGUGCGCAACCUGACAGCCAAAGCCUUCAAGAGCCUGGCUUAUCCUUAUUUUGAUGCCAUUAAUUUCAGCACCUCCAGUGAGUCAUCUGCAUCAGAGCAUGGGAAGGGGAUAAACAGGUGGUCCACGUUUGUUGACCUGAAAUAUGGCAACAUGAAUAUGUCACAGGGACUGGACCAAAGUGUCGUUUCCCAUCAAAACUCAACGGCCUCAUUUGAAAUAGCCAAAAAUAUAGACAGUAGAGGUUAUAAGGGUAUUGCACUGGCAAACAUCAAACCGCCCACCAGCAAGAUCUUCACUCUGAAUGGCAACCCCCACAGCGCAUCAUCAUCUACAAAGCAAAUAGAACUGAUGGGGAAAUUCAGUCAGGGCCAGAGUGGAGUGAUCCGACUCACAGAGACUCUGAAUUUUCGUUGCAAUGUCAAAUCAGGAAUGUCUGGGGGAGAAAGGCACACUAACUUUGCACAAAACGCUGCAGGAUCACGUUCCACAUAUGAGGUUACCAACAGUUUGCCAAGCAGCCUGAGCAGAGGGGCCAGCAAGUUGCCCUCCAAAACCAUGGAUGACACACAGAAGAAAGCCAUAUUCGCCUCGAGUCUGAUCAAAAAUGUGAUUUCUAAGAAGAUGCAGUUCGAGCAGGAGCGCAAGAUGGAAAGAGGAGAGAUAAGUGAGCCGCCUUCCUCGUGCGCUGUGCACCAGGACAGCGACAGGGAGAGAAGCAGCAGGCAGCUGCAGAGACAGAGCUCCAAGUUUUCCGACAGCAGCUCUGACUACGUUAUUAUGUGCGUGGAUGAAUUAGGGGACAUCGUGGACAGCGGCUCAUGUGAUAGCAAGAGCAACUCUCGAAGACAUGACACGACCGCUCCCGCACCAGGAACUAAUUUGGAACCAGCGAUUGAAGCUGGAAUCGAUACUAAAAAAGGCGCAUUGGAAGCGUCUAAAAGCACGCUGCUUCGCAGCCAAAAUAGCGCAUUCAGAUGCUGGAAGGACGAGGAGCUAGAGUUUCAAAAGGAUCAUAAAAACGAUAAAACUCGGGAGAAGUCGCUUUCAGCUAACGACAAAGAGGGUGACGGAGAUCAGUACUCAGCGAGCAGCGGUAAACCGACUAAAAUGUCACAUUUGUUUGUGCCAAGUAUCCAACUGCUGCCCAGUGACGGAGAAGUCGGACAGCAGCUGCAGAACAGGAAUUAUUCUCCAAAUGGAGAUGAAGGAGGGACACAACUGCGCUCUGACAACACGUUAUACAUCGCAGACUCCAGGACCGUGGCCACAUCUAAAUCUCCGGAAAUUAAAAUUAACUUAAGGAGCGUCAGGGACAAUAAAACUGAGCCUUUCGGCGUCUCCAAAUUGCGCGCUCCUAAUAUAGGCUGUAACGCAGCCAGCCUCAUCAGAACAGAUGACUUCAAAUGCCAGGCUCUGGCUGCAGCUCUGAAGGGUGAGUCGUCAGAUAAAGUGCCGCAUUUCAUGGUCAGAGACAUUCGAGAUAAUAAAGGAAAGCUGCAGACGCCCAUACACCAAGUGAGAGACGUGCGUAAACUGGUGAAAAGUUCCUAUCACUUUGUUUCUUUGGAUAACAACGAAAAUAAAUCCAACUUUUUAUCUGCUGACGGCCAUUCAGAGCAAAAGAAGCAAAUGUCCCAUCGAAAUCCUAAUUCUGUGUCACCUAUAGUGAUCAAAUGUCAGUCUGUGAAUACAAACAGUAACGGAAAACAAGCUGGGAAUCUUACUGAGUUAUCUAACCUGGAGCCGUUUGACACGGAUAGAUCGUCGCCAGAGGGCGCUAAAAGUGCUCCAGUGCAAAGAGCAGCAGGGAAAGCACCCAUAGGUAACUCAAAUAAUACCUCAGAUGGAGCCAGUGGAUUGAGAAUUGAAAGUGGAACGGCUCCAAAGAUACAGGAAAAAAUAUCAGAUAUCACAGAUAAGAAAACUGAGUCAAAGAUGACAAACCAGGGAGCUUUAGAAAAACUGCAGGCUGCUGUGAAAACCAUGGAGCAGCUGUAUUCAUUUGAAAGGAAUGAAUGGAAAAGGAAGAAUGAGCCCCAGCUCCUGACAGACAGCCAUGUGCUUUCACUGAUAGCCAGUGAGGAGCAUAUGGGACCUGAGGAGGAAGGAGCAAGAGGGUCUAACAUGGACAAGAUGGUCAGAAGAGACUCCUACCCCAACAAUGACAAGACACCACCAGCGGUAGCAGCGACCCCCGGCACUGACUGCCUGCUGAGGCGAGAGGAUAAAGACCCCCCCGUGGUCCUACAGACUCCUGCCAGCCGUGAUGACAAGCUUGUUACAAGGUCAAUGCCAGCCACCAGCACCACAGGGAACAAAAACAUGUUCAGCCUCAGCUCAAGCCUCAAGGCCUCCACAUCGGCAAAGACGCCCCAGCCAAACACCAUCACACAAACACCUUUUAGCCCGAAAAGCUUCGUACCAAAGUCUCCAAAAUUGCCUGUGUCCUUAAAAAUCAGCCAGACGAAACUGAGUGGAAAUGAAGGAGCUGAAUUUAAGGAAGUAGAGAGGUCCACACAGGAGCUCUUGAGCGCCUCGGCUGACAAUGAGAACUACCUAACCAUUCCGGUCAAGUCUCAUGCCAGCAGCAACAAACAAACCUCAUCUGCUGAUAAAACAUCCAUGUACACAUUUACCACCCAGACACAACCAACCACUCCUUCAGGACACUUGGCAUCCAGCACCAGGGGCUUGGAAGACCACAACCAGACCCCUAAACGCUCCAGCAUUGUGAUGGACACACGCUCACCAGAGGUCCCAUCUGCCACCAUCUAUCACUCUUUGCCACUGGGCAUGACUGCCAGUCAGCCUCAGGUGUACUGCUUCUCACCAGCAAUCACCCCUGCUCCCACCCUGGACCCCUUCCAGGCCACCCAGAGGAAGAUGCUCCUGGAUCCCACUACUGGAAACUACUAUCUAGUGGACACUCCUGUGCAGCCGGCCACCAAGCGCCUCUUUGACCCUGAAACAGGCCAGUAUGUGGACGUGCCCAUGCCGCAACCUCCUAUGACCCCAGUGCCCAUGCCCAUCUCACCUCUGGCUCUCAGUCCAGGAGCAUAUGGACACACCUACAUGAUCUACCCAGGCUUCAUGCCGACACCUUCCAUGAUUCCGGCCCGGACACUGGUGCAGUCGCAGAUAUCAGUGCAGUCAGAGGCGGAGAGCAGAGAAAAAGCCUUGUCGCAGCAGACAGAGAGCAUGUACAUGGAGAGUCCCUUCUACAUGGCCACUGGAAAAUCUCCCCAGGCGGCCUCUGGGGCUCAACAGCAGGCCGCUGGCAACAGGCUAUCGCAGGGCUUCUCCAGCGUCAAGCAGCCGGUCAUCAGCAUCACCUCCCAGCAGGGGCCCCGGAUCAUAGCUCCGCCCUCGUUUGAUGGGACCACCAUGAGUUUCGUGGUGGAGCACAGAUGAAGGGCAACUUUACUGGACAGGGCUGAGCUGUGAGUGGAUGCUGGACCGUUCUGGGCUUCGAUAUCUUCAUUUUGCUACAUUUGUUUAUUGUAUUGGCUGGAGGUGAUGGAUCGGGUUCCUUGUCUAAAAGGGCUCCUUUACAUCCUGUUUCACCUUUUUUAAAAGUACAAGAUAUGUAUAAAGUAUGUAAUUUUUGUUUUAUAAUGCCACAUUGUAGAAAAUUGAAAGACUCUAGCAUUGACUUUGCUAACACAGUAAUUGCAAACCGUUCUCAUUCUGAGAUUGUCAAAUACAGAGGCUUUGUCCUGCCCCUUGGCUUGUCAUAACAGGUCACACUUUAGUUUCUCUAUAUGAUUCACAGCUGAAACAUAUUGUUACACAUGGUUAAUGAGUGAAACAGUUGUGGUUAGGUGUGGGCAACAAAAGUACUUGGUUAGGUUUAGAAAGAAAGAUCAUAUUUUGGGUUUAAAGAAGUAUGUUGGUCACGUUACAUAACAAGAUGUAGGUAUGUAGGUGAUGUAAUGUUACAUUAAAACAACCUUGAUUUUUGGUUUCAGUUUUGGUUUGUAGUUUCCUGGGUGAUGUGUUUUUCUUUGACCCAUCCACCACCUGUCCCUUCCACACAUACGCUCAUUAAACCACAUCAGCUGCUGAUGAAUGAGUUUACCUUGGAGUUUCUUGAAAGCUGCAUCUGAUGAAGAUGCUAAAGGGUGCCUUUGGCGUUGAUAUCACAUGCCGAGGGGCGUGACAAACACUGGCAUUUGAUACCUUGGGAAUGAGAAUAGGCUGGUAAUCAAUCACCCCCUAAUCUAUCAGGGUUAAACUCUGAAAAUUGUCAGAUUAUGUUGUUUUUUGUUAUUUUUGUUAUCUAUGUCAUUUUACAACACAUUGCAUAAUCAUUUUUUUGAUGACGAUAGUUGCCAAUUAACAUUUUUUUACCAUCUCUUGUGUGUUUGAUUUUACGCAUUGUCACUGUUAUGGCUUCAAAAUGCAUGAUCAGUACUCACCAACAUGUGUUUUUAUUUACAUGGAUCUGUAUCUGUUGAUCUAAUUUGUCUGUUGAACAUAUGGUAGAUGUCCUGGAGAUCUCCCAUCAUGCACUUUUCCUGCAUAUAUAGCAGAAUAUUCAAUGAAGGUUUUAAUCAUGGUGUAUCACACUUCAUCUAUAGACCACAUGGGGACAGUCUUUGCUAGGUCAAGAGUUGAUUAAUUAUUCCCUGAUCACACAACAAUAAAAAUGGCCAGCCUUCUCACUAGAAUGGAAAGGUUUUAGUUUUCAAAUCAGCUCUGAAAAGACAGGCAGUGCAGCUAAAGGAUGCUGUCUGUAGCAGGCAGGAUAGAGAGGGACCCCAAGGAUAACUCUACUGUGUAACCUGCACACUGAUGUCAUUUUUAGCCCAGUUUGACACGUAUUUCAUUAUGUAUCUAGUUGUUAUUUUUGACACAGAUUAUUGUUUUGUACUUGAAAUAGUUCAGACUUAGGAUCUGCUGGGCAGUCCAUCCUUUCAUUUUCAAUCAAUUGUUUGUUACUUUAAUGUCUUUAUGAGGACACUAGAAAAUCUAGUCCAACCCUACAAGUAUUCUUUUACAAUAAUUACAGUAUUGAUGUUGUUAUAAAAGAAUGCCACCCCGUUUGUAAAAAGAUUGUAGUGAAUUUUUUAGACGUGCCAUCAAGAAGUGUUGUAAGCUAUUGUAUUCAAAUGAAUAAGCCACAUGGAUUUUAAAGGUUGUUUGAAUUAUUAAGUUUGCUGUCUCCUGAGCUGCUAAGAUGUUUUAGAAAAUGCUAUGCCAUGGUCACUGUUUGGGUUUUAAAUGUUGCUCCAUUACUGGCUUAACUGCAGUCGCCUUAUUAUCAUUGUUAGGAAUAUGUACAAUAUAUUUGGAAAAAGUCUAAAUUAAAGGGUCAAUUCAUCCAUAUUACAAAACAUUAUGAUUUCAGCCUAGUCGCCAGAAGGAAAUGUUACAUGAAUACGUUACAUUAGCUUGUUUCCUACAUAUCAUUUCAAUUUAUAAAGUGACACAGUGUAUGAGCUGACUUUGUCAUCAGGAGGUGGAGGGGGUGGUUGAACGGACGGUGGAUGGUGUGACACCUAGGCUAGACCAACAUGUUCUCAUCCCAAGUUGUCACAUAUUGACGCUUUGUUAGCGGCCUUUCACAUCUACGUAUUCAACGCAUAUCCUGUGUUUGCUAUUGACAAUCCAGGACGCUGCACCCGACGCUAGAACAUCAAUGCCUAAACUUGAACAAGCACAUAGUUAGGUUUAGGCUACAAAAGCAUGUGGUUAGGGUUAGAAAAAACCCCAUCAUGGUUUAGCUCAACAGUCAUAUGGGAAGUGAACACCAGACUCCCAGGUGAAAGUCCAGGGUUUGUUGGUGGUCCCAUCCACCACCACUCCUGCCCAUCCUGUAGCUGUAGGGACUUUCCAGCACCCUAUAAUAAGUCAUAACUGGCAGUGUUUCAACUGGAAACUGUCCAGUGGCAUAUCAUAUUGCUGCUUAAUUAGGCGUUGCUGUGUUUUCAGUGGCUUUUAAGGCAUGAAAAUUGGUUGUUUUCCAUCGGGACAUUUUUGUUUUUCCAGGUGGGAUUGUGCCCCUGAAAUCAGGUAUUUCACAUCAAAACAUGAUCUUUUCCUCACCAUAACCAAGUGGUUUGUGUGCCUAACUCUAACCAUACAUUAAACACAGUGUUUUUUGAAACAUAAGGUUUCAAUGUAUUCUGUGAAUAAUAAUGUGGAACUGUAACAUAUCCGUGGUAUGCAGAGCGCACAAUGUCAACAUUUUUUCUAGUGUUUGGGUAUGACAGUAUCAUAUGGCAGAAAAAAUAAUUGAUGCGGAAAUAUGUCCAAAGAGGUUAUUUAAACAAUUGAUAAACUGAGUGCACAGAUUAAUAUACCAACCAACCUAAUCAACAAUCCUUGCAUUGAUAAACCCCGCAAAAACAAAUAUUUAGAAUGAUCAUUUAUUCAGACAAAUCUUUAAUUGCUGUGUUUUGUGAUUGAUGCAGCACUUGCAGCAGCUUUUGACUGUGCAUGGAGAAUAGCCUUCUGAACUGUUGUAUAGAGAAAUGAACUUCUGUGUAAGUGUAAAUACUGUUUUCACAGGUCUCAAGGAAGACUUAAAGUUCUGAUACGUCACUGAUUCAAAGCCUUGCACUUGCACAAGGACACUCAAACAGGGUAGGGCUUUGAAGCCACACCACCCUGCUGCUUUGAAACAAUGACGAUGAACAUUCUGGCAAGACAGUAAAUAUUGUGAAGGUAAAAGAAAGUCAAUGUGUAACAAAGAGAAGUGAGGACGUUUGUGACCUUGAGAACAAGGAGACUUUUAUUUGGAAUGAAAUGGUGAACACACUGCAGGGAAAAGUGUGUUCGGACAUAGACAUGAAAGAAUUGGAGAUCUUGUAAUGCUCAAAUGAAGGCUCAGGUGAAGUUUGUAAUUUGGAUGUGUUUUGCAAAUGUACAGUGUUGGUUCAAAAUUGUGUCACUGAUACCGCAAGGGAUGUUUCAUCAUUUGCUAUUGUUUAAUGUGUGAAAUUGUAAUAAACAUGAAACCCUUUUGCA